CACAUCUGGAGUGAAGUUAUUUAAUGAGGAACACUCUGGAGUGAAGCUACGGCACGAUUUGCUGUGACAAGUCUCGACACACUACUUUUAAAGUGCCUUACAGUAUCCUGGCUGCUCACACUUGAACAGAAGACCAGAGAGUAUUUACCUAGGAACAGAUAGUGAGGCUGAAAUGACACACACACACUGUUACUAACUCCGUUCCUCUGGUCUUGCUGCAGUAUCAACCCAUUUAACCUUUGCAGAAGCUUUAUAGUAUGUUCUGCACAUGAGUAUGUACACUAUAGAAUGUGUAGCCUUUGUAACAGGCGCCUCUGCUCCUCAGACACACGUGACCGGUCUCUUGACAACGUCUUAGCCAACUACGGUACCGAAAAGCUAUCAGUUUGGGGAAGUGAGGUUACGUUAUAGCGUCUCUGAGGGAGAAGGAUGUAAUGUUUUCUUUUGAACACUGGUACAGUCCCUGGGUAGCACAGUCUUUUUGUUUUUCAAUUUUUAUUUGAUUUCUCUUUGAAAGUGCUUUUUUUUAAUGAAGAUGACCAUACAUUUCGGGAAAUGUAUACAGUAGUACAACUCUUGGUUUAUUUACUAUUGUUGCGUACAAUGUACAUUUUACCCAAAUAUACCUAGCUACUUCUAUUGGUCAUGAUGCAUUUUUUGUUUUUUAAGUGCUAAUGGGAGGUUUAACUUCAGAAGCUUUUCAACUAUGGUCAUAUGUUUUAGGUCCGGUCUCCAAAUGUGUUUGCACCUACUGCUACAGUCUGGUCGACGCAGUAUUUCAAGUUAAACAAGUGCCUUUAGAGUAUUGCGAUUGUGAGGGACACAGUUCUCUAAUAUUUGUCUCCUCUGCUGGUAUAUACAGUAUGUAUGUUUGAGUGUGCUUGUAUGUGUGUUCUUUUAUUGUGUUUGUGUGUAAAUGUAUACACUCCUGUCUCAUGUUCAAAUUGUUACAAUGUUACACAUUGAUUGUUUGGGCUGAUUCUCUGAUUGUUAUGGUACACCACCACCUGUUGGUGAAAAACAUGAAUUUCUCCACGGUGGGGUUAAACUAAUGACGUAUGUAAAGCCAAUAGCGGCAGCACCCACUACUGGCUCCCUAAUAAUAAACCAGACAGCAUCUUUUGCUACACAAUCACUGGCCGAAUUUUUGCGAGCGCAUCUACACAAACCCAGCUUGGUUGACCCCUCUUGCCACAAUCUACUCCGGUGUCUUCCUGAGUGAACAGCUAUGGGCAAGGAGAAGCUUCACAUCAACAUCGUGGUGAUCGGCCAUGUGGACUCAGGCAAGUCGACCACCACAGGCCACCUCAUCUACAAGUGUGGGGGCAUCGACAAGAGGACCAUUGAGAAGUUUGAGAAGGAGGCCGCUGAGAUGGGGAAGGGCUCGUUCAAGUAUGCCUGGGUGCUGGACAAGCUGAAAGCAGAGAGGGAGCGAGGCAUCACCAUCGACAUCUCCCUGUGGAAGUUUGAGACCAGCAGGUACUACGUCACCAUCAUCGACGCCCCGGGACACAGGGACUUCAUCAAGAACAUGAUUACAGGCACCUCUCAGGCGGACUGUGCUGUGCUCAUCGUGGCGGCGGGCGUGGGCGAGUUCGAGGCGGGCAUCUCCAAGAAUGGGCAAACCCGCGAGCACGCCCUUCUGGCCUACACCCUAGGGGUCAAGCAGCUGAUUGUAGGGGUCAACAAGAUGGACUCCACCGAGCCCAACUACAGCCAGAAACGCUAUGAGGAGAUUGUGAAGGAAGUCAGCAACUAUAUUAAGAAGAUUGGUUACAACCCGGAUACGGUGGCCUUCGUUCCCAUCUCUGGCUGGAAUGGGGACAAUAUGCUGGAGGCUAGCCCUAACAUGACAUGGUUCAAAGGGUGGAAGAUCACCCGUAAGGAUGGCAACGCCUCUGGAACCACCCUGCUGGAGGCCCUGGACGCCAUCCAGCCGCCCUCCCGCCCCACAGACAAACCCCUCCGCCUGCCCCUACAGGACGUCUACAAGAUAGGAGGUAUUGGUACGGUCCCAGUGGGGCGGGUGGAGACGGGCGUGAUCAAGCCAGGCAUGGUGGUGACUUUUGCCCCCGUCAAUGUGACCACGGAGGUCAAGUCAGUGGAGAUGCACCACGAGGCGCUGACCGAGGCCAUGCCCGGAGACAACGUGGGCUUUAACGUCAAGAACGUGUCGGUAAAAGACAUACGGCGAGGGAACGUGGCUGGAGACAGUAAGAACGACCCGCCGAUGGAGGCGGCCAACUUCACUGCACAGGUCAUCAUCCUGAACCACCCAGGUCAGAUCAGUGCCGGCUACGCCCCCGUGCUGGACUGCCACACGGCCCACAUCGCCUGUAAGUUCGCUGAGCUGAAGGAGAAGAUUGACCGGCGCUCGGGCAAGAAGCUGGAGGACAACCCCAAGGCCCUGAAGUCUGGCGACGCUGCCAUCGUCGACAUGGUCCCCGGGAAGCCCAUGUGUGUGGAGAGCUUCUCUGAGUACCCACCACUUGGGCGCUUUGCGGUGCGUGACAUGCGCCAGACGGUGGCAGUGGGCGUGAUCAAGGCGGUGGAGAAGAAGGCUCCGUCCACGGGCAAGGUCACCAAGUCGGCCCAGAAGGCCCAGAAGGUCAAAUGAACGUUGUGUUGGGCUCGCGACGUUAGCAUCCGCCACCGUAAAAACAUCACCCCCCUGCUAAACACCAUAGUCAAAGUCUGGUCCAUGCUCACGAUGCAUCGCAAGAGCAGACGGAGGAAAGAAAAUGACAUGGAUUAUUCAUGAAGGAAGUGUUCUGUUUUAUAUAUAUGCUUUGGUCUGCUUGUUUGACUGUUUGUGGUUAGGAUACACUAUCUGAGUGGAAGACAAUUUAAAUAAGUCCUCUAGAUGUGUGCUAUUGUACUCAGUUAAACGUCAAAAAUUGUAUUGAUAGUGUUGGUUUGCAUUAAACAAGCUGCUAGUUAAUGUUAGUAGAAUGCGCAAACAUUUUUAAGUUAAAUGUUGAAAUGGUGUUGUGUUUUCCUAUGGCUGCUUGCAUGUUCCCAAUGCACUUUAAAAAAUAUAUCAGAUACUAACAUAUUAUAGCGCCUUGCUUGGCUUAAAAGCUCCCUUGCACUGUUCAAACUUUGCCGAUACUGUUCCCUCUACACCUUAUUGUAUGCAACCUGUGAGCUUGAUCUAUAUCAAAGACAUUAAAAAGUGUUCAAACUUACAA
This is a messenger RNA of Salvelinus fontinalis (brook trout), 3191 nucleotides long. Its product is annotated as elongation factor 1-alpha 1. The coding region runs from base 1229 to 2617 and encodes 462 amino acids. NCBI's taxonomy places the organism in Eukaryota, Metazoa, Chordata, Actinopteri, Salmoniformes, Salmonidae. Gene Ontology annotation, biological process: translational elongation; translation. The transcript has 8 exons. The record is from RefSeq and is a predicted model, not a curated record. Gene Ontology annotation, molecular function: translation elongation factor activity; GTP binding; GTPase activity.